CCCCCAGCGGCAGCGCCGGAGAACUGCAGCCUUUAACUCCUUCCUCGCCUGCUGCUGGUGUUGUGUGUCCUAUCGGAGGAAGAUGGCGACCAGAGUCCUUCAGAGCUCCUGCUCAGGCCUUUAUCAGGCGAAACACGGACACUUUACCACUGUUAUCAGGGGUCUGUCGGCGUCUAAUAACCGGAGUCGAGAGGACAGCUGGUUCAAAUCACUGUUUGUGCGGAAGGUGGACCCCAGAAAAGAUGCUCACUCCCAUCUGCUAGCCAAGAAAGAGGACAACAACUUGUAUAAAAUCCAGUUUCACAACGUGAAGCCCGAGUGUCUGGACGCCUAUAACACACUCUGUGCCGAGGUGCUGCCGUCCAUCCACAGAGACAGCAGGUACCCGUGUGAGCUGGUGGGCACCUGGAACACCUGGUACGGAGAGCAAGACCAAGCUGUGCACUUGUGGAGGUACAGAGGAGGAUAUCCGGCUCUGACUGAAGUCAUGAACAAACUAAAGAGUAACAAGGACUUCCUGGAGUACAGGAAGGAGAGGGGGAAGAUGCUGCUGUCCCGCAGGAACCAGCUGCUGCUGGAGUUCAGCUUCUGGAACGAGCCGGUGCCCAGAGACGGACCCAACAUCUACGAGCUGCGCUCCUACCAGCUGAGACCCGGGACUAUGAUUGAAUGGGGCAACUACUGGGCGAGAGCCAUCAGUUACCGGCAGCACAAUCACGAGGCAGUCGGAGGCUUCUUCUCUCAGAUAGGAGACCUCUACAUGGUGCAUCAUCUCUGGGCGUAUAAGGACCUUCAGUCCCGAGAGGACACGAGGAACGCCGCCUGGCAGCACGAGGGCUGGGAUGAAGUGGUCUAUUACACCGUGCCGCUCAUCCAGCACAUGGAGUCCAGGAUCAUGAUCCCGCUCGAAGCGUCUCCUCUCCAGUGAAGCGUCCCC
Carassius carassius (crucian carp) is the source of this 937-nucleotide messenger RNA. Its product is annotated as protein NipSnap homolog 2-like. Gene Ontology annotation, cellular component: mitochondrion. The transcript is spliced from 10 exons. Lineage: Eukaryota; Metazoa; Chordata; Actinopteri; Cypriniformes; Cyprinidae. The record is from RefSeq and is a predicted model, not a curated record. The coding region runs from base 83 to 928 and encodes 281 amino acids.